UAUAUGUGUGUGAAUCACAGCUAAGUGCCACAUGUUGGAGAAAUGUCUGCCGCCCCCGGAGCGUGCUGUCGUCACCGGUCAGCUCCUGGAGCGGGACCUGCCCMGGAGGAGGCUCCCCGCUCCGCUCCGCUCUUCAACUCCGGAGGAGCCGAGGGCAGGACUCACAGUCCGAGGCAGGCCAGGCAGAGAGAGGAGGCUGCCCUCUCCGGAGAUGUGAAGAUAUAAACACCGCGACACUUCCGCAGCGUCUCUACGCGUUUCAGCCGAGGGUCGAACUCUUUUCUUUCCCCUCCGUCUUCUUCUUUUUAUAAAGUAAAUGCCGCAGAACCGCACGCGCCCUUCUUCUUCUUUUCUUUUAUUUCUCGUAUUUAUAAGCGACCACUACUAUGGCAGUUCACAUCCGGGCCGCAAUGRUUUGACUCCAUUAUUGUCCAAAACUGACGGAGAGGUUGAUUAAACCUUAAUUUUAUCAUCCGAACGACCCGUUUUCUCAGUACUCGCAGAGUUUGGAUCAAGAGGAGAUGUCUAACCAGGGAGUUCGGAGGAACGGACCCGUGAAGCUGCGACUAACAGUUCUGUGUGCCAAAAACCUGGCGAAGAAGGACUUCUUUCGCCUCCCUGAUCCCUUCGCCAAGGUAGUUGUGGACGGUUCGGGGCAAUGCCACUCCACAGACACUGUGAGGAACACGCUUGACCCCAAGUGGAACCAGCACUAUGAUCUAUACAUUGGAAAAUCCGACUCGAUCACUAUUAGCGUGUGGAAUCACAAGAAGAUUCAUAAGAAACAAGGAGCUGGUUUCCUGGGUUGUGUUCGCCUUCUGUCCAAYGCUAUAAACCGCCUUAAAGACACGGGCUACCAGAGAUUAGACUUGAACAAACUGAGUCCCAACGACAGUGACACGGUCAGAGGGCAGAUCGUAGUGAGCCUGCAGUCGAGGGACCGGAUAGGCACAGGAGGUCCUGUGGUGGACUGCAGUCGGCUGUUUGACAAUGAUCUUCCAGAUGGCUGGGAGGAGAGGAGAACUGCGUCUGGACGGAUCCAGUACUUGAACCACAUCACACGCACCACACAGUGGGAGAGGCCGACCAGGCCUGCAUCAGAGUACUCCAGCCCCGGCCGGCCACUCAGCUGCAUCGUAGAUGAAAACACGCCCAUUAGCACGAACGGCGCCACGCCCACCACAGCACUACCAUCCGGUGAUGGCGACCAGCGGGCACAGGAGAGACGGGUGCGAUCACAGAGGCACCGCAACUAUAUGAGCAGAACCCAUCUGCACAUGCACCCAGACCUUCCUGAGGGAUACGAGCAAAGGACGACGCAGCAAGGCCAAGUUUAUUUUCUCCACACUCAGACUGGAGUCAGCACGUGGCAUGACCCCAGGGUACCCAGAGAUCUAAGUAAUGUGAACUGUGAGGAACUUGGUCCUUUACCACCAGGAUGGGAGAUACGAAACACGGCCACAGGGAGGGUUUACUUUGUCGAUCACAACAACCGUACCACGCAAUUCACAGACCCACGCCUCUCGGCAAACCUGCACCUAGUCUUGAAUCCGAGUUCUAACGGUACUCGAGGAGGCAGCGAAAGUCAGAAUGUCAGUAGUCGUCAGAACCAGACGAAGGAUCAGGCCCAGCAGGCUCUGGUGUCCCCCGGUCAGCUCCCAGAGGAGGCAGAGUGCCUCACGGUGCCCAAGUACAAGAGGGACCUUGUUCAGAAGCUGAAGAUCCUCCGGCAGGAACUGUCCCAGCAGCAGCCUCAGGCCGGUCACUGCCGCAUCGAGGUGUCCCGCGAGGAGAUCUUUGAGGAGUCAUAUCGGCAGGUGAUGAAGAUGAGGCCGAAGGACCUGUGGAAAAGGCUCAUGGUGAAGUUCAGAGGUGAAGAAGGACUUGAUUAUGGCGGGGUGGCCAGGGAGUGGCUCUAUCUGCUGUCCCAUGAGAUGUUGAACCCAUAUUACGGCCUGUUCCAGUAUUCCCGCGACGACAUCUACACCCUGCAGAUCAACCCGGACUCUGCUGUCAAUCCUGAGCACUUGUCAUACUUUCACUUCGUAGGCCGCAUCAUGGGGAUGGCGGUGUUUCAUGGCCACUACAUUGAUGGGGGCUUCACUUUACCUUUCUACAAACAGCUGCUGGGUAAACCCAUCACUCUGGACGACAUGGAGUCUGUCGACCCCGACUUGCACAACAGCCUUGUCUGGAUCCUGGACAAUGACAUCACAGGUGUGCUGGACCACACCUUCUGUGUAGAGCACAAUGCUUAUGGCGAGAUCAUCCAGCAUGAGCUCAAGCCAAACGGUAAAAGCAUCCCCGUCACCCAGGACAACAAGAAGGAGUAYGUCCGCCUCUACGUCAACUGGCGUUUCCUGCGAGGCAUCGAGGCCCAGUUCUUGGCUCUGCAGAAGGGCUUCAACGAGGUCAUCCCCCAGCACCUGCUCAAGUCUUUUGAUGAGAAGGAGCUGGAGCUGAUCGUGUGCGGCCUAGGGAAAAUCGACAUCAACGACUGGAAGUCUAACACGCGUCUCAAACACUGCACUCCGGACAGCAACAUCGUGAAGUGGUUCUGGAAAGCUGUGGAGUCCUUCGAWGAGGAGCGCAGGGCCCGGCUGCUGCAGUUUGUCACCGGCUCUUCAAGAGUCCCUCUGCAAGGUUUUAAGGCCCUGCAAGGAGCUGCAGGACCUCGACUCUUCACCAUCCAUCAGAUCGAUGCCAGCACCAACAACCUGCCCAAAGCCCACACCUGUUUUAACCGGAUUGACAUUCCUCCCUACGAGAGCUACGACAAACUGUACGACAAGUUGCUCACUGCCAUUGAGGAAACGUGUGGCUUCGCUGUGGAGUGAGACAUCAGGAACGAGCAGAAGCAACCGUUUGACCAUUACAAGCCACCAUCCACAAAUCAGUUCACUCAGCUGGGGAUGACUCUGACAGGAUGUGUCACUGAGCUUAGGGAGGCUGAAAUGUCAUCUGACUGUGGGUUGUUUAUAAAACCUCCAGCCCUCAUUAAUAUCUUUUUUUAUCAUUAUUAUUGAAAAGGAAUUCUUCAGCUGCUAAUAACUCCGACUAUUUACUAACUUGUGGAACCUGGAAUUUUAUUUUCAUUUUUUUCUGAAUUCAUUUUAAAAAAUAGACUUUAUUCCAUGUAGCAUUGCUCCAUAUUAGCACGCAAAACACAAGAUCAGUCCACUCUGAGACAAUAACCACGUUAUUUGCUGCAGGACAGAAUUAUUAUUAUUAUUAUUAUUAUUAUUAUAUUAUUUCAUUUUAUUAUUAUUUUUUUAUUUUUUAUUGGUCACUGCAACCACUUGGAAACACUAAAUCUGGAUGCAACAUAUGCAUGACUCAAGCUGUUUGGUGCAUCAAAAAGAAAUACUCCUAGGGUGUUUGCUUUGAUUCCAAGGAUGGGAAGUGCAGAAACAGCUGACUUGUUUACAACUUUCUCCAAAGACAGAAGAAAGGAGUUCUGCCCCACAAAGAAAGCUGCAAUCCCAGAACACCCUUUUUUACUGGUCACACUUAAAUGUGUUUUGAAAUGAAUGAGUAGCUUAAAGUGUGAUACUUUUGUAUAACAGGGAAAGUGCGAAACAGUAAAAAAGAAGAAAAAACUUUAUAAUAUAUAUAUAAUUUAUUUCUGUUAUAUUCCAGAAAUCCCCUCUCCAUUGUUUCAAAAAAUAAUAACCUUUUUAAAUGUUUAGUGUCACUGUUUAAAUUAUAAAAGACAGUUUGGUGAGAGCAGGACAAAUGAAGAGCAGAGGACCGAGCUCACAUCCUUGAGGAACUCCUCUGCACGUUAAAUCUGUGGUUUAGUUCUUCACUGAAUAUAUCAGAGGAGAAUAGGGAGAGGUUUUUUUUUCAUAAGAGCAAAAAAAACAUAAAUAUCCUCAGUGCCAUAAUCAUUUUAAUGAGAAAAAUCUAGCAAACAUUGAGCUUACCCUUUAAAUUCUGAUUUUAUUUUUAUUUAUUUUCCCUUUUGCAGUUGCAUAUGAGGGUUUAAUGUAUCACACACACCGCCAUCAGUUAUUCUAGAUUUAUGUUACUUACCGUUAAUGUAUGAAGAGCCAAAAGUGUCGUCGUCUACUUGUUAUAUUGGAAAAACCGAAGGAGAGAAAAAACUUGACUACCUUUCAGCCAUGUGGUGCUAAACUCAGUAAGUUUAUUUUAAUGUUACCCUCCGACAUCCUACUGCUACUCAUUUUCAUACCUGCCUGUGGCCACGAGCACCAGCCACACUCUCAGGUGAUGUCAUAUGUAGUUUGUAAGGUCUAUUUGAUUGAAAACUAAUGUGGAGAAUUUGUUUUUUUUUCACUGUUUGAUCGCUCAAAUGGUCACUCGCUUUGACAUGCCCACAGCAGAACAUUAAGUUACAGUCUUUGUAGCAUGUUUCCAUGUGUCUUUUUGGGUUUAAAAAUGGACUGAGCAAAAUGAAAACUUCAUCCAAGUCUGGUUUUUAGUCCCAUUAUUGAUGUUUUUAUGAAAAAAAAAAGUUUUUCUACAAUUAAAAAUGUUGAAUGUCUGUAAAAAAAAAAAGAAAGAAAAAGAAAAAUGCUGCCUGUCUAACAAUCUAAGACCGUGGACUGUUCUCAAUUUUUUGCAUACACUUUAAAAAGAAGGGUUUGUUUUUCACGAGUGUAUGCCAAGUGAAAUGUGUCCUCAGAAGGUGCUUUGUACAGUAAUAAGAUAUUGUUCACGUACGUGGAUCAAACGGACUGUAAUUUAUCUUUAACUUAAAUGGGGGGGGGGGGGGUCUUGAACUGCAAAGAGGAAUUGCACACAAGACAAAUAAACGAGGUCUCCGGGUGUAUUUAACGGGGACUUCUGCACCAGAUGUUAAUUCACCUUAGAGUCCAGUGCACAAGCUGAUCUUCUACUGUCUGCUGCCACACCACAUCGCUCUGCAGGGGCCCCUGACGUGGCCUCAAGUUAGCUGUCAGUAAAACAGGUCAAAGUUUAGGGACACCGCUGUCUCCUUUUUUAUUUUAUUUUUAUUUUUCACAUAGCAUGAUUCACUAGCAGGACUAUAUCUCUCAUAACUGACUGAUGCAAUUUUAUGUAUGUUAACACUAUCAUUUUUGUAAGAGUAUUUUAUUUUUGUGUGUAAUUAGUUCUAAUUAAACUUGCCUUUUGUCUAACAAUGUAAGGCCUUGUACAAUUGUA
Austrofundulus limnaeus is the source of this 5148-nucleotide messenger RNA. RefSeq names its product E3 ubiquitin-protein ligase SMURF2. Bases 522 to 2837 code for a protein of 771 amino acids. Gene Ontology annotation, molecular function: SMAD binding; ubiquitin protein ligase activity. The record is from RefSeq and is a predicted model, not a curated record. NCBI's taxonomy places the organism in Eukaryota, Metazoa, Chordata, Actinopteri, Cyprinodontiformes, Rivulidae. Gene Ontology annotation, biological process: protein ubiquitination; proteasome-mediated ubiquitin-dependent protein catabolic process; negative regulation of BMP signaling pathway. The transcript has 19 exons. Gene Ontology annotation, cellular component: cytoplasm.